UCUUCUUCUUUCUCACACUACUCUCUCUCUCUCUCUCUCUCUCAUGGAGGGAAGGUCACCUGUGAUAGCAGGCAAAAGACUAUGGCAUAUCAUACGCGCAGUCAUGUACAUGCUGAGGAAGGGCCUCUCCAAACAGAAGGUCCUGCUUGACCUCCACCUCAUGAUGAAGAGAGGAAAACUCGCCGGAAAAGCCAUCGGCAACCUCAUGUUCCACCGGUAUUCCUCCCUCAGCUGCCGCUCCGACGGCAUUAGCGUCGCCGCCUACGCUCCCAAUGAAUACGAAUUCAGUUGCAGCAACACCCCUGCCCAUUUCUUCCCUUUCCAACGCCAUGACAAGCGGAAACACCACCACCAACAUCGCCGGAAUGGCUCCCUCUCUUGUAUAUACCCCGACUCUUCCGACCACAAGUUUGCCGCCUCCUUCCAAAAGGCGCUCGAGAUACUGAAUUCCGACCUUUCCGGCAAGGAGACGCCGACGCCAUUGUCCCCAACACUCUGUGGCUUGAGCCCGAUGGCGUCUCCGCGCCCCCUGAGGGUCACCGACUCCCCAUUCCCUCUGAAGGAAGAGGAAGACGACGAUCACCGCAUCGACAGGGAGGCCGAGGAAUUCAUCGCGAGGUUCUAUGAGCAGCUACGAUCACAGAGGCAAACGGCCAUCCUUGAGGCACGUUAGCAGUGCACGCUAGCAGGUCGUGCCACAUCGUUUUCCGGCAGACCGGUGGUUUCUCCGGCGACUCGCAUAUUGAUAUGUUAAUAACCCGUGUACGACAUUGUGUUUAUAGCAUCAAUAUCUUAUGAGAUCGUAUAAAGCUCGAAUUUUUUGUGUUC
Messenger RNA from Nymphaea colorata (pocket water lily), 828 nucleotides. RefSeq lists its product as uncharacterized. The record is from RefSeq and is a predicted model, not a curated record. The coding region runs from base 44 to 673 and encodes 209 amino acids. The transcript has a single exon. Lineage: Eukaryota; Viridiplantae; Streptophyta; Magnoliopsida; Nymphaeales; Nymphaeaceae.